Stegostoma tigrinum is the source of this 13954-nucleotide messenger RNA. It is a transcript of the gene aard, whose product is annotated as coiled-coil domain-containing protein 144A. Gene Ontology annotation, molecular function: protein binding. NCBI's taxonomy places the organism in Eukaryota, Metazoa, Chordata, Chondrichthyes, Orectolobiformes, Stegostomatidae. The coding region runs from base 548 to 7591 and encodes 2347 amino acids. The transcript is spliced from 40 exons. The record is from RefSeq and is a predicted model, not a curated record.
GGCGGGCCGGUUAGCGUUCAGCUGCGAACGGCCGUUGGAGGAAUUAUCGGUGAAACGCUGGUACCGGAGCGGCCAGUGGACACUGCUCCAUCAUCAUGGCGGCAGCACCUCGUUGUAAAAAUUGCCGCUGUCUCAAAAUAGGAAGCGGUCGAUGCAAUUCCCCUGCCUGUUAAAUAGACCCUCUAUCCCUAGGCCGCCCUUCUCAGAGCAGCUGGGCUCCAGGAGCUGUACGUAUCAUCACUAUUUAUUAUGAAUUGAAAUCCGCGGAGGAAGGGAUCUGUUCUUGUAAGGACAAGCCGCGUCUAUUUGCUGUAAAUCUUGCAAUGCUGGCAGCAAACGGAUAGAGUCGUCUCACCUAAUUCAGUCUCGGAGGAAUCGCCUGGUUUUGUUAUCUCCUUAAAAGCCAGCGCCUAAUCCACUGCAAUGUUUUUUGGGGGGGAGGAAGAUGUCCCCUGCGUUGUGACUGGGGUGUUAACUGACAGAGUUGAGUGAGGUACCCAGGCUUUUAUUUGGCAACAAUACGACUUGAGCAAUUGUCAUUUAAAAAAUGAAGAAAAUACUCCGUUUUGCAAAGAAAAAGAGAAAAUUUUCGCCCAACACCUCAGACACUGCGAGUGUGGCAUCAGUAGGAUAUGAGCUGAGAGAGAAGGAAUUGGGAAAGCUGCAUAAAGCCGCUUCUACCGGAGACUUAACUAAGCUUCGACAACUCAUUAAGAAAAAUGAUGUAAAUCAACUGGAUAAAGAAAACAGGGCACCAUUGCAUCUUGCAUGUGCAAGUGGGCAAGUAGAGGCAGUUACUUUCCUUGUGGAACACAAAUCAAAACUAAAUAUCUGUGACAAUGAUAACCGUUCCCCUUUGAUGAAGGCAGUACAGUGCCAACAAGAACGUUGUGCAGUCAUCUUACUGGACCAUAAUGCUGAUCCUAACCUGGUUGACAUUAAUGGAAAUACUGCCCUGCAUCUUGCUGCUCUGAUCCCCAACACCUCUUUAAUAAUGCAUUUGAUUGAGCGAGAAGCACAUAUGAAUGCUCAAAAUAAGGAUGGUUACACACCUUUGCUGUUGGCUGUUAUUGAAAAUCAUCAAGAAAUAGUAGAACUCUUGCUUAAAGAAGGUGCAGACGUCAAUGCUAAGGACAAAACUGGGAGAACUGCUUUGAUGAUUGCUGCGAGUAACGGACAAAUUAGUUUGGUCAAGUUACUUCUACGUUAUGAUGCAGAUGUUUCUUUAAAAGAAGAUAAAGGAUGGUCAGCUGAAGAUCAUGCAAUGAUGAAUGGACACCAUGCUUGUUCACACUUAAUAUCUGAGCGCGAUACCAAAAAGAAACUUCAUCAGUCACCGUACUAUGGACCAAGCAGAAUGAAAGGGAACCAUGCUGCUGAAACCAGUUUUGCACUUGGAGGCCCAGCCAUAGAUAAAGAAGAGUUUCAGGAGUCUCCUGCACAGAAGUGGCGAACCACUGAUUCUGAGAAAGUAGCAGAUGAUGCAUCUCAUACAGAAUCAGUCAGUAGGGCCUCAAAAGGUGCAGGUGACUCCUGGCUAUCUUCAAAUGAUGAUGAGGAACUCCAGUUUAAUUCCAAGAUUUCACAGAAGCUUAGCUUGACUAAGUUGCUAAAUACUUCCCAGCAAAGUAAAGAUAAUGAAGAAAAGUCUAACUUUGCCAAAGUCCGGAAUACAGACAAUUCGCAUCCAGUUGAAUCAGAUAUAGAUAGUGAGGAAGAAUCAGAAGAAGAUAGUUGCGAUGGAGAAGAAGUUAACAAUGAUAAUUGCUCACCUUUACAACGUUCACCUCAGUCAAAGACACCAUUACUUGCUUCUCCUCAAACAGCUAUGGUUUCAUCCAGCUCAUUUAUAAAAAAUCGAUCAAAUUCUACCCUUUUUAGAGGCUACAAGCAGGACAGAACUUCAGAAGAGGAGACAUGGCCUGUGGAAAUGUGUUCACCAAACUCCAGAGUUGCAGCAAAUCAACCUGCUAAUCUUGAUGGAGUUUCCAUGUAUAGUACUCGGGCAGAAGACACUUCCCGACAAAAACAUAGAAAAGACCUGCUAUUUGAAUUGGGCUUGGAAGAGGUGGAACCUGAAGAGCAUAUAGAAUCUCCUUGGGAUUCGGAGUCUACCACAGAAAGCCCACAGAAGAAAUCCAUUGGCUCACUUCCUUCAUCUGUCCAGGAUCAAGCAAAAAUGCAGCAUAUUCAGGCAAAUCAGAAUAAUGAAAUAAUGGAAUUGAACACUGUGGUACAGCCACCACUAACAUUUGAAGAAAAUAAGCAGAAGUCAGAUCUAGUUGCAGAGCUUGGCUUAAUUGAUACAGGGGAUAUAGAAGAUGCCUCAGACUGGGACUCUUACAGUGUUUCAGGCAAAAACGUAUCACCCAACCUGUGUAGUUCUGUGCCACAAGUGCAACCAAUUACAAAUGAUGGCAAAGCAACAUUCCAGUCGGCCGGAACGUCAAAAAGCCUUGUGAGCAAACCAAAGUCAAAUUCUGAAGAGACCACGGGUGUCCAUGGAACAUCACAGUCACCUGAUUCACUGAAAACUAAGUUGACUACACAUCCUUCAGUGCAAUAUCAAGGUUCUCUUGAGCCAGAACUCAAAAAUAUAACAUCAGUUAAAUUGGAAGAUAAAAAUGAAACUGAUUGGAAUUCAGAGGAAAACGAUAUUGCCAUGGGGAAGAGAGUGCCUGUAGAACAUGAGAAUCCAAAAGUGCAAACUUCUGGCCAACAAGAGUUUGACAUGAAAAUAUCUCUAUCAGAAGAUGAAGAUAAUGAAAAAGAGAAAUAUGACUGGAAAGUGGAUAAGGAUAAACAUAUUUUAGAAACAACCAGUGUCGAUGACAAAUUGCCCUCCAAGAGCUCCCAAUUUACACAUCAAACCCAUGAAGGAGUUUUGGCUGACCAAAAGGCUGAAAAAGUCGACCUGCAUGAAGUGCCUGAUUUUGAUAGUAGCAACAGUGCUGCUGAAGAUAUGGGGAUAAAUAAAAUGAGUGAACUGGCCUUGGAGAAAAGAUUUUUGAAAGUCUGGAUUGAAAAUGGAAAGGGCGAAAUAGCAUCUCAUCUAGAAAGUCUGACAGUUGAACUGAAACAAAGGUUUGAAGAACUUCGACUGAGCAAGAAUGGUGCAAAUACCAUGGAAUAUUCAGAAGAUUUUAGUGGAAAACACCUGAACAAUGAAUCUGAUAAAGAAGUUGUAAUUGCAGGUCUUAAGAAUAAUGAAGACACUGUUAUAGAAGAACAAGAAGAGGAGAGUAGAUGUGAUGAAUAUGACCACAAAGUUCAUCUUCAAAUUCCAGAGCAAAAGGAAUUAGAAGAUUUGUGUACAGAGCCGACAGAUGUGAGAGAUGAGCAUCAAACAUUCCAUCGAGUGCCUGAAUCAAAACUAGCAGUAAAUAUCGAUGAAAAUAGUUUGGAACAUGCUUGUGCACCUGAGGAAGUUAGUUUGUCAAAAGAGUUGACAUGGGAGACAACUAAAGAAUAUCAUGUAAAAAAGGUGGAAUUGUCCAUGUUAAAGGAACAAGAAACUGAUGUUGUUGGUUAUGUUACUGAUGUAGACUCUGCAGAUGAUGAUUCACUUAAAUUACACACUGGUACUGAUAAAGCAAGUUCUUAUAACAAGAAUCCUGAUUUUUCAGAAAAACCUCUGAAGCAUAGUGCAGAAUUGGUUGAGUAUUCGCCAACCAGAAGUGAAGAUGUGUCCAACUGUACCACUCAUCUUAAUAUAAGAAAUCUCCAGGUCCAAAUAGAUGAUUUGGAACACAGUCCAAGAAACAUCCAGUUGCCCUCUGUAGUAGCUGCAACUCCAUACUUGGAUGAAGACUUAGAGGGAGAUAUGCAACGAUUUAAGAAUGAGGUAGGAAUGCUGAAAGUAGUAUUCCUGGCUUUGGAGAAAAAGAAAGCACAGCUACAAAAAGAGGUCGAAGAUGAAAAAAAUAAACAUUUUCAAAAUCAAAGAAGAAACAAAGAUGAUAAAUUAGGCAAUUCUGACUCAACAGAAGAUGAGAACAGCUGGAGCAUAAAGCAGAAACUACCCCAUGAGAAAUCCAUCCAGCUACAAAAUAAUGAAAGACCAGGUUUGAAGUUAGCUGAGGAACACAGAGAUUCAUUGAAACAGUCACAAACCAAUCCAACUUUGAAGUUGGACAAAGAAAAGCAGAGGGAAAAUUUUAAGAAAGACGGAACAAGAAAACCUGUUUUCAAAGGACCUUUCAAGUCAUCUGCAAGUAAAAAGUUCACUAGACCAGUAAAUAUUUCUGAUGAUCUGGAUGAUCUCACACAGUCUUCUGAUACUGGUACCGAUGGAUCAGAAUCUCCUAGUUCUGCAUAUAAAAAUACUCCAUUGCUAAUUGCACAGCUGGAUACAGAGGCAAUAGACUCCAUAAGUUUACUGAAAAUUCAAAAUCUGGUUCAUGAAUACGAGCGAGCAGUUGAACGAGAAAAGAAACGUUAUGCCUUACUUUCAGAAAAAGUAAAAUACCUGGAGAAUGAACGAAAAGAGCUCCAUCAAGCAUUGGACAAAGCUAGAGAAAUGAAAUCCAAACUGGAGUGCCAGAAAAUGGAGAGAGAUACUGACUUUAAUAGUGUCAAAUUUAGUCUGAAACAAGAGGAGGAGAAACGGAAGAUUGCAGAAAUGUUAUAUGAAAAGAGCCGUGAACAGCUCCAAAAAAAGGAGUUGCAGUACUGUGAGGAACUGAAAGCAAAGCAAGAAUUGGAACUAAUAAUAAGAAACCUGGAAAUGGAAAGGAAAUCAUUGAUCACCAAUAUAGAACAGCUUCAUGAAGAUCAUAAUGAAUUACAGCAGCAAUUCAACCGGGAACAGUCUGUUCAUAGAGAAGUCCUCAACAGCCAUCUUCAAAGAAAUCAUGAAAUAAAAAAGGAAGACAAGAAAGCAUCACAAAAUGCAGUGGUUGUUGCUCACCUUUGUGACGUCAAUGACAAUGAAGACGAUGUGAUGCAACAAAAUCAUUCAUUACAAGAUGAAAUUACUGUACUAAAACUUGAAUUGGAUCGUGUCCGUGAACGGAAUCAGGAAGAACAAGCAAAGUAUAUGGAGCAGAUUGAGGCUUUGAAAGAAAAACUAGAUGACACAAAAAAGGAUUUGAAGUUUAACGAAGAAGCUUUAACUCACACCGCUUUACAAUAUAAUAGUCAAUUGAAUUCAUUGAAGACUGAAAUCUCAAUGUUAACUUCCAAACUUGAACAUGAGAAACGAAAUAAAGAAAAACUAGAGACUGAAAUGGAUGCUGUCCGUUCACAGUUAAGUAUAGCACUUAAAGAAUUAGAACGGAGUCAGGCAGCUAAAUGUGAGUCUGAACAAAUUCUUCAAAGGGAACAUGAUGAAUGGCACCAUUCAGAUGAAAAACGGAACUAUGAAAUUUCCAGUCUCCGUGAGACUAAUAACAGCUUGUCACAGAAAUUAAGUAACGAGGAAGCAAAGGCCAAUAAGUUAGAUAGUGAACUUCAUCGUGCAACACUUUCUCUUGCUGAAAAAAACCUAAUGUUGGAGAGUGUUCAGAGGAACUUGAAUCAGUCUCAGGCUCGCAUAAAUGACCUAGAACACACCAGCCAACUGCAAAAAGAACAGAUAAGUAAAUUUACAGUUCGUCAGGAGUCUAUGCAAGAGAGAUUGGCACAAGCCCAAAGUGAAAUUAUGCUAUUGCGGCAGCAGCUUGAAGAUGCACAGAACAAAGGUAUCAUGAAGGAAAAAGCAGUCACUGAUGUUCAAGACCGCUUCAGUGACAUAUUUUCUAAGCUUCGAAGAGAUAGUGAACGGCAGGUAUGUUUAGUGGAAGGGAGGAAUAAAGAACUGGUGAGCAAGACCAUUGAACAAAGAGAACAAAUCUGCAAGAUGGAAAAUGAGAAGAUAGAGAGAGAGACUACAUUGAGGCAGCUUCAACAAGAGCUUGCUGAUGCACUAAAGAAACUUUCAAUGUCAGAGGCCUCACUGGAAGUAACCACACACUAUCGCAAUGAAACUGAGGAAGAGAAAACACGUUUGCAGAACCAAUUGGAGAAGCUUAAAAUCGAGCUGCAGGGCAUGCAAGAUAGGUGCAUACAGUCAGAGAGGAAAAUGCAGCUCCUACAGAAUACCCUGGAUGAUAAAGAACGUGAUUUAAUUGCAGCUUCUCAGAAAAUGCAAGAUGUUUUGUCAACUUCUUCACAGACAAAGGAAGCUGCAAAUCAACUUGAAGAACAUGUACAACGAUUAGAGAUUGAAAAUGCAAAGUUGGAGUCUGUCGCAAAACAGCAGGCAAACAAGUCUGAGCUAAUGGAGAAAGAACUUCAAGAUACUGCAUCAGUCCGCACUCGUUUAGAAGACUUGAUAACAAGUUUACAAGGGGUAAAGGUUAACUUGGAAGAUCAACUCGGUCAAGAGGUACAAAAACAAACAAUGUUAUCACAAAGUGUGAAAGAUUCUCAUCAACUGUGGGAGGAAGAAUUGAAAACGAGAUGUAAGCUUGGACUUCGACUUUCUCAGUUGGAUAAAGAAAAGGAUGAUUUGGCAGGGCAGGUUGAAAGUGAACGGAAAAAAGUAAAGAAGCUGGUUGAGUUUAAGCGGUCAGUAGAAACCAGACUGGCUCAGGAAAUGAAAAGAAACAAUGAGCUUCAGAAAGAACUAAAUCGAAUAAGAACACUGUUGAAGACCACCAAAAAGAAGCUGAAGGAUUAUGAGAAUGGACAAAUCGUCAGUCAACUAGGUGGUAUUCAGGAACAGAAUCAUGAACACACUGAAUCUGAAACCACUCUUAACAGACUGAAAACAAAGAUUGAAGAGUUAUCCCAGCAAUUAGAAACUGAAGCUGCAAAAGGUAGGCAUUUGGAAUCAACCAAUCAAGAACUUUCUGCGCAAGUUGCAUCCGUGAAAUUUCUACAGAAAAAUCAAGACCGGCUAGAAAAGAGAAAACGCCAGCUCGAGGAAGAAGUAGUCAGUCUGAAGCAUCAGAAUGAAACUAAUUUGAUGAACUACAGUCACAUAGAACAAUACAAGAGGGAAGUAGAGGAACAUGCUCGUAAGGAAAUCAAACAGAAGCUGGAAGAAGUCAAUUUAUUCUUGCAGACUCAACAGGCCUCCCAAGAAGCUUUGGAACAAUUGAGAGCCACAAAUGAAAGCACAAUUAGAAGCCAGUUGGAGCAGAGAAUAAAAGACCUGGAAUUAGAGCUCAGUAAGCUUAGAACUUCACAACAAGACAGCAUUAAUCUGAAGGAUUCUGCACAGUUGGAGCUUGAAAGAUAUAAAGAAUUGUAUUCAGAAGAAUUAAAACUACGUAAAUCCCUUGCAGCCAAACUUGACAGAUCAAAUGAGAGGUUAGCAGAAACCAAUACUAAGUUACUAAACGAACGUCAACGUAGUAAAUCCUUAAUUGCUACCAGCAUUAUGAAUGGAAGCUUUAACGCAACUCCUGCUCUUGAGAUGGGUCAGCUGCAAAGCACAAUGGGUAAUGUCGGUAACCUGGGAACUUUCAACCGAAACCUAGGAAAUACCUUCCUAAACCCAUUGGAAGAUGGAAUAUCCUCGACCAACAAAGUAGAGUCAUACCUGGCUAAGCUCCUCACUCAACACUCUGUUUCUCACCUAUCUUCUAUGCAUCCAGAUGCAUAACAAGAACUUGAACACUGAAAGGGGUACAUUACAGCCGAGGGACAAAAUUCAGAGAAGGCUUUCGGUGAGUAUCUUCUUUUUAAAAAAAAAAUCACCAUGUUAGCAGUAUUUUCCUGCUGGAGCCUGGGAAUAAGUACAACUUGCAGCACCAGCUACUAUAUCUCAGGACAUUCCAAAGCACUUCACAGCCAAUCAUGUACUUGGGGAGGAAGUCCUAGAAGGAUACAUCAUGGUCUUGUAGGCAUAAAAGUUGAUAAAUCUCCAGGGCUAGAGUGAGUCUGCUCAGUGAGACAAUGUAGAAAAUAGCAGGAAUGCUGGCAAUAAUUUUCACUACUUCUCUGGCCACAGGAGAGGUGCCACCACCAUUAUUCAGGAACAGAGCAAGUGGUAAACCAGGAAAGUACGGGUCAAUCAGUCUAACCUCAGUGGUGGGGAAACUGUUGGAAGCAAUUCCAAGAGACAAAAUCAUCUGUAUUUGGGGAGGCAGGGAUUAGUUGGAAACAAUCAAUAUGGUUUUAUUCAAGUGAGGUCAUAUCUGACGAAUUUGAUUGAAUUUUUUGAAGAAAUCUCUAGGUAUGCAGAUGAGGACAGUACAUUGUACUGUAGUCUGCCAGGACUUUAGCAAGGCCACAUGGGAGGCUAAUAGCAAAGGUAAGGGCACCUGAUCCAAAGAAGAUUGGCUGAGUGGCAGGAAGCAAGACAUCACAAUUGAAGGGCAUUUUUGGCUCUAGAAGCCUGUGUCCAGUGGGGUUCCUCAGGGAUUAGUGUUGGAACCUUUUGUGUUUGUGGUAUAUUUAAAUGAUUUAGACUUGAAUUUAGGAGGGUCGCUCAGUAAAUUCACGGAUGACAUAAAAGUUGGUGGCAUAUUAAAUAGUGAGGCGGAUAGCUUUGGCUUACAACAGGAUGUAGGUGGGCUGAUCGAUAGCAAAUGGAAUUUAAUCCAGAUAAGUGUGAGGUGAUGCACUUGAGCAGGACAAACAAAACAACAGAGUACUGAUGAACAGGAGGACUCUGAAAAGCACAGAGGAUCAAAAGGACCUUGGGGAAUGUCCAGCAGUCCCUUUAGGUUAGCUGGGCGGGUGGAUAAAGUGUUUAAGAAGGCAUAAGAGAUACUUGCCUUUCUUAGCUGAGACAUAGAGUUUAAGAGCAGUGAGGUUAUGUUGGAACUGUACAAAGUGUUGGUUAGGCUGCUAGAGUAUUCUGUGCAGUUCUAGAAUUCACAUUAUAGGAAGGAUGUGAUAGCAUUGAGGGUGCAGAGAAGAUUUACCAGGAUGUUGCUUGAACUGGAGGGGUUCUGAUGAGAGUUUGGAUAGAUCAGCGUUGUUUUCCUUAGAGCAGAGGAGACUGAGUGGGGACAUGGUUGCGAUUUUACAGAAUUGACACGGUAGACUGGAAGGAGCUUAUCCCCAGACAUGCAAAGCUAUGCACCAAGUGCUGGAAAAUGAGAUUAGAAAAGUUAGGUUUCAACUGGCACAGACCAGAUUGCCCAAAGUAUCUUUUUUGUGCUGCUGUCUUCUGUAACUUCAUAAGGUGGAAUAAAAUAAGAUGGCAAGAAAUUCACGUAGAGCGCAAAUACCAUUAUAGCCAUGUUUAUCAUGGCCUGCUUUUAAUUAAAGAAUUAACUGAUGAGCUGGCUGAGAUGUGAGAGUACUACUAAUGAAAUAAGGCUGACAAACAACACAAUGUAGGGCCAGCUAUGAGGAAUGUAGGGGAAGGAUGUUUCAACAACCUGAAAGUGUACAGUACUAAUUGUUGUCAGAAAAUUAUAGGCAGAGUAUUCCUGAAUUUCACACACCUUUUAUCAUGUGUUAUAGUCAGAAGUGUUGGAAAGAAGAAAUUUAGAUAUUCAUCUCUGCAAAUAGACAUGUGGAGCAACCUAAGACCUAACCUAUUGAUAGCGCUGAAAUUGUGAUUUUAGAUGAGAUUGUUGGAAGGAGUGUAACCAUAUUAAACUACAGGGCUAAUCUAUAGGAUGGCAUUGAAAUUUGUUUGCAAGUAGAACUGAAUGUUAGGUUACACCUAACUACUUUUGUUCCUGAAUCUUCCUACCUUCUGCAUGUUAAUUGCAAAAUAUAUUACAGUUACUGGUACAUCCUGGAGCCAGCUUCUCUGCGCAUAUAUAGUCAUUGGCAGGUAGGUAUGCCAGUGUCAAUAAAAAUAGUUGGUGGCAUCUCAUCUGGUGCUGUAAAGUUUUAUGUUUCAUUGGUUUUUGCUGACCCUGGAAGUACAAGAGUAACUAUUAUAUUAGUAAAGUGCCUUUAACUUCAUGAAACAUCCCAGGAACAUUGUAAAACAAAGAAGGAUAUCAAAUCACAUGAGGAGAUAUUGAGUCAAAUGUCCAAAAGCUUAGAUUUUAAGUAGCGUCUUAAAAGUGGAAAACAAGGUGAAGAAGUGUAGGGAGGACGUACCUGAGGUUUGGACUUGUGGUCACAUUUUCUGUUACCCCCAUGAAGGAACAAUCAUAACUUGGGGUGCUCAAAAGUCCAGAAUUGGAGGAGCAGAGAUAAUAAAGAGGGUUGUGGGACUGGAGGAGAUUUAGCGAUAGUGACAGGGAAGGCAAUGGAGAUAACUGAAAACAAAAUUGAAAUGUUGCUUGACCAGAAGCCAUGUAAGCCAGUGACUAUGAAGAUGACAGGUGAUCAAAAUUUUUUGAGCUAGGACAUGGGUAGCAGAACAUUGGGCAGGUUUUCCAUAUUCUUCCCUCAGUAAACUGGGGGUCACCCAAUGUGUGUUGGAGUAGUGCAAGACCAUAUCUCUUUCUUUUUCUGUAUUUUUGAUUGUGGAUCAAAAUCUAUAAAGGACUGUUUUAAACACUGGUGAUUAUAGAUAAGAUUAUUACACUGUUCGAGACAGGUUUUCUGACAUAUUAUAAGUGUUUACAUUGCUGUUUAUUUAGUCAGGAAGACUACUACAAAUGAGCUGGAGCCAAGGGCUGUGUGUGAAGUGAGAAUCAGCCAGCAACAAGUCAUUGAUUUGUGGAGUGAUGACCAAUUGUCAAUGACAUAGGUCUCCUAUUUGUCAUCAGCUCCCAGGUAGCUGAACAGCUUGUGUGUGAAUGCUUGGUCAGAAGUCAUUGGAUCUCUGAAAAACAAGCUGUUCUAUUCUGAGCAAUAAUUAAUACUUCAAGCCUAAAGAAAACCAGUUCACUUGCCUUCGUCAGUUUUUGUAAGUUGUGGAUUUUUAAAAAACAAGUCAAAGACUUUGUAAAUGUAAACCAUUCACCUAGUGCAUACUGAAAGCCCCUGAAGCAGGAACAGCAAAUCCUGACAAGCUGAAAGGAUCAUCAGUGAACCCUGUGGACAAGGACCAAUGGACAAUCUUCCUAAUCUUUUUUGCCACCCGUAACACCUCUGUUUGUGUGUGUCUGUGUGUUGGUGAAUAGUGGGAGUUCAUGAGAUUAGACAGGUAAAUUGGGGAAUUUUGGAUACUUUAAUAACCUCUUUAACGUUUGUGAUAAUUCAGGAGAUAGCAGGGCUUGAGUUCCAAGGCGCUACCCAAGUGAAAUGUAAUAGUAACAUGUGUUAAUAAGGGUUUCAGAUCUGAAUCAGAGAUGACAUGAUGUACAGAAGCAUUCUUAGUGAUGGCACAGAUAAGAGGUCAGAAGCUGUUUAGAACACAUGACACCAAACCUUUGAACAGACGGCUUAAUCUCACAUUGCUGCCACGGAGAGGGAUGGAGUCAACAGAUAGGGAGCAUAGUGUGUAGUGAGGAUUGAGAACACUCUGCAAUAUUUAUCCCUUGCAAGCCCCCAUCAUCCUGAUUUGAUAGUGAAUCACUGUUCCUUCACUGUCGCUGGGUCAAAAUUCUGGAAGCUCCUAUCAGCAUUGUGGGUGUACCUUUUCUCCCAUGGACUGUAAUGUUCAAAAAGCUCUUUGUCAGUCAGCUUACCCCCACCUUCUCAAGGGCAGUUGGGGGUGCGAAUCAAAUACGGUCAUAGCCAGCAAUACCCAUAGCUGUAAACAAUUUUUAAAAAUUAUGCUCAUCCAGUCAUGGAUGUUAAAUAAACAGUAUGAUAAUUUUGCAAUAGUGGAGGAGUCUAGAGCACUAGAGGUGAGGUAAAGCUUUGUGUCGUUCAGUGUACGUGUGGAAACUAACUCUGCCUUUGGAUGAUAUUGCCAAGUCUGUAGAUGAGAAAUGGAACAGGGCCAAAGAUUGAGCCUUGGGGAACACCAAUGUAGGAAUAGGAAGGGAAGCAAGUGCAAAAAUGAGUAAUGGAUACAGCUAGAUUGAUUAAAAACAGAAUCCGGUGAAAGCAGUUCACCCAGCUGUACAAUAGUGAUUUCAAGAUGGAUUGUGUGGUCAAAUACUGCUGACAAAUUUUGGGAGUUGAGUCGAGUAAGUCUGACUUUCGUCACAUAGGAUGUCAGUUAUGACUUUGAUCCGUAUUGUUUUGGAACUGUAACAAUUUGGAAACAGAAUUGGAAGAAUUCAAACAUUAAGUCCCAAGAAAGAUGGGAAUAGAUUGGGAGAUGACAACAUAUCCAAGGACUUUGAACAGAAAAAGAAGAUUGGUGAUGGGGCAAUAGUUUUCAAAAAUUGAGGGAGUAAAGGAUUUUUUGACGAGAUGUGAUUACAGAGAAUCUAAUGAGAGAUGGAGAACUGUUUAUAAAAUUGGUUAAUAUGGAGGGCAAGGGAGGAAGGAGGUUGGCUGAAUCAACGACUUAGUGGUAAUAGGAUCAAGGGCAGUUUGGUCUGAUGGAAUUGAUGAGGCAAAACAAGGAGAUGGAAGAGAAAGUAGAAGGUUCAGGGCUAGAGUAGGGAGAGCAUUAAAGUAAGUUUAGCUAGAUGGCCUAGUGGGUUGGAGGAACGUAGCAGAGGCAAUUGAUACAGUUGUCACGAUCCUGAACGACAGAGAAGUCCAUGAGCUGUUUGUACAUGAUGGAGUUGAGAGUGGGUGGGAUUGGGAAUAGGAGUUUAUGAAAACAAUUUGCAGUAAAGGAGCCAGGGAGUAUGUUUGGAUUCAGUAAAUGUAGAGGUGCUGGUUUUGGACUGGGGUGGGCAAGGUCAGAAGUCACACAACACUAGGUUAUAGUCCUGGUGUCGUGUGGAUUUGUAUGACCUUUUGAUCUCUUGGCCUAUAAGUUCUGUGCAUGUGUGCUUCUCUUCACUUCAUCUGACGAAGGAGCAGUGCUUCAAAAGCUUGUGAUUUCAAAUUAACCUGUUGGACUAUAACCUGCUGUCAUGUGACUUCUGACCUGGAUUCAGGCUAGUCCUGCAACAAUGAGCAGCUUUAGCCGAUGGCAGGAGGGCCAGGUAGAAGUUCAGGCAGACCAAUAAAACUGUGGUGGGUGGUAAAACUGGAUUAUCUGCUAUCUACUUUCUGCAUUCCUUAGACCAAUGGAAAUGGAGAUAUGAACCUUACCGGGGAAAUAGCCAGGGUGAAAGAGAGAAAAAUACUUUUGAAGGGGAGAGGAUAUCAUAUUUAAAACCUAUAAAGACCAGUCAAUCAAAGAAUGACAUCCUGUAAUACAGCAGCUACGUAGUCAAAUAUUGUGAGAGAGCCAACUUCCUACGGAAAAGGGCUUCCAUUAGUACUGUCUGCCACAGUUUCACACUAAACAUGCAAGGUCUGAAUGGGCAUGUGCAGAUCCUGGAACAGUCAGAAUUGCCUGACAUCCCUAUGCAGGCCUAUCUUCAGCAUAGAGAAUUUCCAUUAGUAAGCAGUGUUAAAGAGAACUGGAAGAGAGUAUAGAAUGAAUGAACAAAUAUCAUAAAGUCCAAAUGUCAGCAGGAAGUAGAGAAAAAUAAAAUUAGCCCGAGUGUCUAACGCACUUGUAUGAAACUUUGCAGCCCUUUGAAACUCCCAUCAUAAUGAAAUAUCCACUUCAAGAUACUCUUCCUAUUUGACAUGCUAAAUUUGGAUUCCAGAUCCAUAGGUCACUAAAAAGAGGAACAAAGCUUCCUGCUACUUACAUGGGGAGCAGAAAAGGGCUUCAUUAAAAGUUUAUGAAUCAAAUAUCUGAAUCAGCUUGUCCUACAUGUUUGCAAAUUAACUAAUGUGAAAAUAUUAACUGACUCUUGUAUUUGUUACUUCAUGAGGACUUUCUGGGACAUGUAAGGGGGGAGCAAAGAUCAGCUCAGCAAGGCCACUUUGGAAAGGGUCAGAAUGAUCCUGGAACGGAUCAGUGCUAAUCAUGAGUUUCUAAUAUAGUUUAUUAUUUAAGGGAUGAAAAGUAACCUAUGGUUAUAGGCUUUAGUUCACUGUACAACAACCAAACCCUUUCUCAUAAGCAGAUGAGAGUGAUCCAGCAUGCGAGUACUUUGCAAUUCUAACUUUUCUUGACAGAUUAUUAAAUAAAUGUCUGUUCUUGUCCAUUAAAUGGUUUACUUUCAUUUCAUCAAAUUGUAUUAAUCUGUUCAAA